Molecule: messenger RNA, 3229 nt
Organism: Apis florea (little honeybee)
Lineage: Eukaryota; Metazoa; Arthropoda; Insecta; Hymenoptera; Apidae
Gene: Uvrag
Product: UV-resistance associated gene
Biological process (GO): SNARE complex assembly
Cellular component (GO): lytic vacuole; endosome
Molecular function (GO): SNARE binding
Source: RefSeq, a predicted model, not a curated record
GUAAUUUUAAAUUUACAUGCUUGGCCGUACUGAUAUCUAGUUAAGAAACUCAAUGAACAUCGAAAUAUAUCCGAAGUGUCAGUAUAAAGAACUGUCAAACUUUAAAAAAAUGACAGUAUUUUAUAAUGAAUUUACGUCUAAUUAAAAAUAAUUAUUUACAAAGGAUAAAAUAAUUAAGAUUAAAAUUUUAUGUGAGAAAGCAGUAUUUAUAUUCUACAUUAUUUAACCAUUAUUUACUUUAGAAUUUAAAAUAUAUAUAUACGUAUAACCUAAAAAAAUCUAUUAUAAUUUCGAAUAUUAAUUAAAUAUUAUCACGCAAUAUAUUCCACUAUUAGUUCAUUUUAUUUUUAUAUAAUCUUAAUAUUAUGAAUGCAUACAAUGGAGAUUUCAGAGACAAAAAACCUUGUUAGAGAUUUGGAUUUAACCCUACAACCUCGUAUUUUUCCACGAUAUAAAGCUUGGCUUCCUCUUGCUACACAACAGUUAAGGCUUAGAAAUCUUAUACAAAUAAUAGGAUGCAAUCUAAAAACAAAUAAUGAAGUUUGUUGGUUUUAUUAUACUCUACAUAGAACAAGUAUGUCUUCUCCUUUAUAUACAAGUGAAAUAAUAGAUAAUGUAAAUCCAAAAUGGUCAAGUUUGGAAGCACCAACCAUAUAUGCUACCAAUUAUUCUACUGCCAGUGAAGUCAUUAUAAGAUUAUGGAAAAGAGUGAUUGUUAAUAAUAUAACUACUGAUAUAACUGUAUUUACAUGGGGCAUAUCUUUUACUGGCUUGGCAUAUAUUGGUCCAAAAUUACCAAGUACCUUAGAAACUAUUUUAAAAGAAAAUUCUUUAAUUUUUCAAUUUCAUGGUGGUUUUUUUACACCAACAUAUUGUUUUACUGAAACUCCUGAACUGAAAAGAUAUCUACGUAUAAAAGUUAAUUCAUCUGAAAUAAGAGAUAGUUAUACUGUGAAUAAACUUAGCAGCUUGAGAAAUAAAAUGCAAGCAUUAAAACAACAGACAGAAUCAGUACAAACACUUCGAAUGCGAAUUGCUUCUGGAGAUAAUUUUCAUGCACCAAAGUAUCCACAAAGUUCAUUAAACAGAUUAUUUCAACCUCGUAAAGUAAAUAGGGAGAAAAAAGCUGAAAUAAUAAAAAUCCGCAAAGAAUUAGAAAUAGCAAAAUUUAGAACAAAAUUAUUAGAACAAGAAAGAGCAAGAAAAAUGGGAGAAUUGAGAGUAUUAAAUCAAAUGCAUUCUAACAUUAUGGAAGAAAAUCAAGAUUAUGGUUCCGAUUUAAUGGAAAGAUACAGGGAAUUAAAUAAAGAUAUUGAAAGAUUACAUGAGUGGCGACAAAAUCAAAUAGAUACAAGAGAAACAUAUAUUCAAUUGAGUAAUCAACUUGCUCAUAGAAGAAGACAAUUGAUUUCAGAAUUAAGUUUAAUAUAUCCUAUUUCACAAGAUGGAAAUCGAAAAUUUAGAAUACAUGAUGUUCAUUUACCAGAUAGUGAGGAUUUAGAAUUAUCAAAUGAUACUGAAGUUGCUGUAGCAUUGGGAUUUGUUGCACAUACUACACAAAUGAUUGCCAAUUUUCUUAACAUACCUACUAGAUAUCCUAUUAUACAUUAUGGAUCACGUAGUAAAAUUAUAGAUCAUAUUACAGAAAAUUUACCUGAUAAUGAAAGACAAUUUCCUCUUUUUGCUCGAAGUAAAGAUAAGCUGCAAUUUCGUUAUGCUGUUUACUUAUUAAAUAAAAAUAUAGCUCAAUUAAGAUGGUAUUGUGGCCUUCCAACAACAGAUUUAAGGGCAACACUUUCAAAUCUUGCUACUUUAAUAAAUAUUAAACCAAAUCAAUCUCAUUUAGAUAAUUCAAAGCGAACAUAUUCUACUUCAUCUUUGGAUAUUGAAGUUGGAAAUAAUAAACAAAGUAUAACGCCACCAAUACAAAAAAUAAUUUUUGAAAAAUGUCAUCGAUCUUCACGAUCUAUGAGCCAGUUAAAGAAUAUAAAAUCUUCUCUUGGUUCAUCUUUAGAUCAAGGUUUAGAUAAACCUGUACAGUCUCUUGUUUUAGGCAGUCAAUCAAAGCGAAUUUGUAAAUCAGAAGAAAGUGCCAUAGACAAUAAAACAUUGGUACUAGUAAAAGAUAGAUCAACUAAUAGUAGUAAUGAAACUUUAAAUAACGCUAUUUUAACUAAUAAAUAUAUAAGUGAUAUAGACAAUGAAGAUAACUUUCAAAUAAAUGAAGUUGCAAUAGAAAAUAACAUUGAAAUCAUGAUACCAACAUCAGUGUCAAAGACAAUUAAUGUUAUGGAUAGUUUUGAAGGUUCAGUAAGUGUAAGAGAUAGAAGCUCGAAUUCUAUAAGUAGCUGUGAAAUGGCACUUACUAGUAGUCAAAAUGGAGAUGAUAGUUCAAAUGAUAAUAAUACAAAAAAAGAUGAAACUAGAGAACUUAUUUCAAUUACUAAUGAAAUUUCAAUAAAUGUUAAUGAUGUUGUAGAUAAUGCUUUAAAAAAUAGAAAAUACAAUGAAGAUUAUAACUUAGAAAAUCAAACUUCAAAAGAUUAUGAUAAUCUUAAAAUAUUAGCUGAUAAAAGUUGUAAUGAUUAUGAACAUACACCAGCUACAACAGAAAUCUCAACAUAUAAUAAGGAACAUUUUGCUAAGUCAUGUUUAUCUUUGGAUGAUAUAAUGUGUUGUGCUUAUGAAGAAACUGAAAAGAAACAAAGAACGAGUUCUAUUUGUAGUUAUCCAGAAGAAUAUCUUUCAUCAAAAUAUCUUACAUCGCGAAAACGAUAUAAUUCUGAAUCAAAAAAAGACCGAAUAGAUUCUUUUCAUGCUAAAAAUUGGUACCAUAAUAACACAAGUAGAGAAUCAAUGUUGGAAACGGAAUUAAUAGAAACAGCACAAAAAUCAGAUUGCUAUUUAUAUGAUGAGACAAAUAAAUGUGACUUCCAAGCAUCAAGUGAAUACAUUGACAUUAUUAGACGUAGUUCAGAAAAUGUAUAUGCACGUACUGAAGCUUUAGCUAAUAAGAAAACUAGUUUUAAAGUUAUGAAACCACGACUGUAGUAUUUACAUUUUAGAAUAUAACAAAGUGCUGUUAAUUGUUAUAAUAGUUGAUAUCCAAACGCACUAGACCCAACAAAAAUUCACUGCAUGCCAUAUAGAAAAGAUUAAAUUAAUAUAAAUACUGUUACUAUUAUGAAAAGCGAAAAUAAAACAGUCUCGUAUAUUUCUUCAAAUUAUA